Molecule: messenger RNA, 4933 nt
Organism: Corapipo altera (White-ruffed manakin)
Lineage: Eukaryota; Metazoa; Chordata; Aves; Passeriformes; Pipridae
Gene: SPNS2
Product: sphingolipid transporter 2
Exons: 13
Coding region: 93-1667 (524 amino acids)
Biological process (GO): sphingosine-1-phosphate receptor signaling pathway; lipid transport; transmembrane transport
Cellular component (GO): membrane
Molecular function (GO): transmembrane transporter activity; sphingolipid intramembrane carrier activity
Source: RefSeq, a predicted model, not a curated record
GCUGAGCGCUCCGGCUGCCGGUCGGUCUGUCCGUCCUUCCGUCCGCCUCCCGGUCAGUCACCCCGCACGCCGAGAUCCCCUUCCCGCAGCCCAUGAUGUGCCUGGAAAGCGACGGCUCCUCCGGCAGCAGCCCGGGCUGCGGCGGGCGGCUGCGAGCCGGCGACGAGGAGGAGGAGGAGGACGGCGAGCGGGGCUGCUGCGGCCGGGGCGCCGAGGGCGAGGUGCAGACCCUGUCGGGCAGGAUGAACCCGCCGGCGGGCGGCAAGCACCCCGACCGCCCCGCCGCCCUCCGCAAGGCGCCGAGCCUCGGCCGGGCCCGGGUGGCGGCCGCCGGCAUCCUCAGCGUGGGCAACGUGCUCAACUACCUGGACCGGUACACGGUGGCAGGUGUGUUAUUGGACAUCCAGCAGCACUUUGGAGUCAAAGACAGCGGGGCUGGUUUGUUACAGACAGUUUUCAUCUGCAGUUUCAUGGUGGCGGCGCCGAUCUUUGGUUACCUUGGUGACCGUUUCAACAGGAAGAUCAUCCUCAGCUGUGGGAUCUUCUUUUGGUCAGCUGUCACUUUUUCGAGCUCCUUCAUCACUGAACAGUAUUUCUGGCUCCUGGUGCUCUCCCGGGGGUUGGUUGGCAUCGGAGAGGCGAGUUACUCCACCAUUGCCCCGACCAUCAUCGGAGACCUGUUCACCAAAAACACGAGGACCCUCAUGCUCUCUGUCUUCUACUUUGCAAUUCCUCUGGGCAGUGGCUUGGGAUACAUCACUGGGUCCAGUGUGAAGCAGGUUGCUGGAGACUGGCACUGGGCCUUGAGGGUAUCUCCACUCCUGGGAAUGAUAACAGGGACACUCAUCUUGAUAUUUGUUCCUGCUGCUAAAAGAGGAAAUGCUGAACAACUCGGGGGGCAGCUGAAGGCUCGGACCUCGUGGCUGAGAGACAUGAAAGCACUGAUUAGAAACCGCAGCUACGUGUUCUCAUCCCUGGCCACCUCGGCCGUCUCCUUUGCCACGGGGGCACUUGGCAUGUGGAUCCCUCUGUACCUGCACAGGGCACAGGUGGUGCAGAAGACAGCAGAGACCUGCAGCUCCCAGCCCUGCGGCACCAAAGAUAGCUUGAUCUUCGGGGCCAUCACGUGCUUCACUGGCUUCCUGGGUGUCAUCACGGGGGCGGGAGCGACCAAGUGGUGCCGGCUGAAGACGCAGCGGGCGGAUCCGCUGGUGUGUGCCGUGGGCAUGCUGGGCUCUGCCAUCUUCAUCUGCCUCAUCUUCGUGGCUGCCAAGAGCAGCAUCGUGGGAGCCUAUAUUUGCAUUUUUAUCGGAGAAACUCUUCUGUUUUCAAACUGGGCUAUCACAGCAGACAUUCUGAUGUACGUGGUGAUCCCGACACGCCGGGCGACCGCAGUGGCCUUGCAGAGUUUCACUUCACACCUCCUGGGAGAUGCUGGCAGUCCUUAUCUCAUUGGAUUUAUCUCAGACCUGAUACGACAAAGCACAAAGGAGUCCCCGGUGUGGGAGUUCCUCAGCCUGGGUUACGCCCUCAUGCUCUGCCCCUUCGUCGUCGUCCUGGGAGGGAUGUUCUUCCUGGCCACAGCCCUGUUCUUCCUCAGUGACCGAGCCAAAGCUGAACAACAGGUGAACCAACUUGUGAUGCCACCAGCCUCUGUGAAAGUCUGAGACGGUGCCACCGAAGGAAAGGACACGUGGACUCUGCUCCCACCACACCAAUCUCAAGCUCGAAGCCCUUCCAUGCUGGAUACCAGUGGAUCCUCCAGCUCCACACCACCCUGAGGGGUUCUCCAGCACCAAAUCCAUCCCCCCACUCCAGCCUGCGGGGUCAGGCACCAGGAGAUGGAGCAGGGCAGUGGGAACACGGGACCUGCUGCAGCACAAGGACAUCUGUUCCUUUGAGCAUCAGCAACUGGCCCCUGGACCCAAAAUGUGCUGCCCAAGUGAGUGACUGUAGAUUGUGUACAUGGUUCUAGUUGUAGCCAAUGAAGUCCACAUGGUUUGUAGGACUGGUGUCCUAUGGAAUGCUGCUGCUCUGCCAGCACUCCCACACCCACCAACUGCACUAGCUGGGGACCUGUUCUGUACAUCACCUUUGCUUUGACACUGAAGGCUCAACUCAGAUUAUUAUUUUUUAUUUAAAUAUGUCAUAAGAUGCUUUAUCUCUGCUGAAGACAUUAGAUGAGAUAUAUAUAUAUAUAUAUAUUUAGAUAGACAGUUUUUAUUUAAACGUUUAAAACCUGGAGCUGCCUGUGCAACCACAGCAGACAUGAGUAACGUCCACAGCUCUCCUUGGCUCAGUGCCCUGCAAGAGUUCCAGUGGGUGACCUCCCUGUCACCUGAGGCUGAGCAACGGGCAGAGGAGAGAGAGUCUCACUGCACUGGGAAUGCUGGUGGUUGUCACAGAAAGGCCCAGUACGUUGGACAGAAAUCCCUACGGGCUCUGGAGUUUUCAAAUUCAGCCUCGCCUGGGAGGUUCACAGGCUUUUAAAAUACCAAAAUCCACCUGGCUGAAUCGCUGAACCUUGGGCCUGGGAGUGCAAUACUGCUGUGCCAGUGACCUCGUGCUUUGUUUACAUGAUGCCAUAUCACACGGACUGUCGAUGCUAAUUCUCCCUGUCAGUGUUCCAAAGCAGUGGCUGAUACUCUGUUUCCUGGGAGCAGCGUUUGGGCUCCUGCACACCCAACCCUGCCCAGUCCAAGUGCUCUCCCUGGGGUGUCACCUGUACCUUCAGAAAGGUGCAUUUGAGACCUUUCAGACAAGGCCAGUGUCUGAAGUGGGCGAGUCUCAACUGCAGGGACGUGUCAUGGGGCCACUUCACUGGGGUUUUGUUUCCUUGUUCCCUGCACUUGGCCUCCAGGAGCCAAAGUGAUGCAGUGCCAGGUGGGUGCUGCAGCAGCGUGGGGGAGGAAGGAGAGCACAGAGAGCACAGGCCCUGCCCAGCCAGGCUGCCUCACAUGGGGCUCCAUGAGCUCCCCACCCCUGUCCCUGCUCACCCCUGUCCCGCAGGUCAGAUCCCCCUCAGCUCACACCUCGAGCAGGGGAAGGCCCCUCCUGUGCUUGUGGCUCACCAGGGGCUGCAGUUGGGCUCCAAGCAGGACUAAAUCAGCUCAGGAAAUGCCAGACUGGGACUGGAUGCGGGGUAAGACUGGAAGCUGCUGUUCUGGCUGUGCCGCAAAGUUGCCCAGAGACACAGGAAGGUCCUGUUGGUAAAUCUGGGUGUACCUCCCAUUCCCUUCCAGGAUGUGCUGGGACCUACAGCAGAGCCUUGCAGUGGGGAUGGGAUGGUUGUGAUUCCAGGUGCUCACCCCACAGCCAGUCCCUGCCCAGGCAGGUUCCAGAGGUGGCUCCUGUCACCUCGUGAGCCUUUCCCCCUCCUCAGACCCCACAGGACUCCUCUGCAAAGGCUCUGUCACCUAAAAUACCUUAACAACAGCUCUAAGAUCUAGCUAAAGAACCAGAGCCAGAACUGUUCCUCGAGUGCCUGGGCAUCCUCUGGAGAGCGGCAAGUGGGUGCUAGAAAUAACAAAGCAAAGCAAAUCCCAAACAAUGCUUCACUUCCCACCUCGUGCCACUGUUUACAUUGGUAGGGGAAACACGGCCUCUGCAGUGUGGGAGCCAAACUCUUGGCUUUAAAGGCACAUGAAUUUCUGAUUCCUGUUAAGAAAUUCCUUGUUAAGCUGUUUAAAAAGAAACAAAAAGCAACCUAACAAUCAGUCAUUUCAUCUCAGAGACCAAAGAAGAUUAACCACAUUUCCGAAAUUGCUUUUCCAAUAGGCUCCCUCUGUUGUAGCAUUUACUGUCAACAAAAUGAAACAUUCCUGUUAAGGUUCAGAGAUUAGGAAUUCUCCUUAAACUUAAUUCUCUGGAGUCAGCCAUGACAAGGGAACUGAAGUGGUUUGUAGUGUCCUUGUGCCAGGCCCUGGUCCCUGUCAGAGCUCGGUGCUGUCAGGGGCUGGUUUUAUCUUCUGAAGGAAAUGCUGUGGGCUCUGUUGAAUGAGAGGGAAGGGAGCAAGCAAGGGAGUGAGAAAUGAGUCUUACCUGCACCAAGGGAUCCCUGAAUCCCUGCUCCCACAUGUUCCAGGCUAGGAGAGGGAGGCUCGGGCUCCUCCCAGUUCCCCACGGUCUGUGGGACCCACAGUGUCAGGUCCUUGCUGUGUUCACUCACCAGGGUCUGUGCAGUGCCCAGAGGGCACCAGGGAGGCUCCAGGCUGCCCUCAGUGAACCACGAGGGUUUUCUUCUCCCCCACUUUGUAAAGGGGAUUUUCUAAAGCAUUAACUGCCCCCUCCCAGCUGAUCCUGCACUGGCACCACUGCCCAAGCAAUGGUUUGUACACAGGGAGGGGAACUGAGGCAGCAGGAACUGCCCAGAGAGGCAAGAAAAUAACCCAAAAGGCAGCAAAGUGCCAACCCAAGUGGCUCCAGCUGCCAUGGCUCCCAGGGCAGGUCUGGGUGGCCCCAGGAGCCUCUCCCCUUUCAGACUGGCCAAGGGAGACCCUCAGGGUGAGACUAAACCCCCCAAAUGACUGGCUGUGCUCUGGGAAGCAGAGUUCUCUCAGCACCCUCCGUCCCAGCUGCUUGUUUUCUUCCCCAUUUGCUUUAUUGUUUGGUAAACCAGCACUUACAAUCACUUUUACUAUGUGAUGUAUGGGAGUAUUAGUAUAUUUUUCUUGUUAUACAAGGGAGGAGUAUAAAAUAGUUUUCUGAUUUCUUUCAGAAGCAAAUGACUAUUUUAUUUUUUAAGAGCAAUUGAUUGUGAAUCUCAGAGUAUAAAAAAAAAAAGAUAAAUAAGCCAAAUAUAUACCUUUAUGUAAAUUAAGAAAUAAAAGUAUUUAAAAUGUACCUCCUGGCUCCUUUUCUUGUGUCACCUCUUGGCUGUGGUUGCUGGGUUGAUCCCUGGGACAAGGCUGCACCACACAGCACCCCCUCUCCA